Messenger RNA from Eruca vesicaria subsp. sativa (arugula), 351 nucleotides. The record is from the annotation of a GenBank genome assembly. NCBI's taxonomy places the organism in Eukaryota, Viridiplantae, Streptophyta, Magnoliopsida, Brassicales, Brassicaceae.
AUGAGUGAAAGAGAGGGAGAGACUGGUGUAAAGAUGGGUUGUGAAAUGGUGAGGAUUUUAGGGUUUCCCUUCACACAUAUUCGAGAAUGGCCGUGUUAUAGUGCCAAAUGUGUUGAAGAGAGAGUGUUUAUGCUUUUAGGACAAUCUCAGUUUAGAGUUUCUCUGCCCAUCUAUGUAAUUUGUUUCAUCAAACUCUAUUUUUCUAUUUCAUUUCUGGAGUUUGCAAGUUUUCUUGUUUAUAUUGGUCAAAUUGCUUGUCAAGCAAAAAAGUAUAAUAGAUAUGACAAUCGCAGAGUCUUAAAAACAGAGAGCUAUCUUGUCUCUCUCUCUCAAACAAUGGAACAAAAAUAA